AUGGAAAGCAUCCAACUCCUUCUGUCCAUCUUCCUUAGCGAUGAAUCAGAAUAUUGGCAUCCCCAACUUGGAGUUGCUGAUUUUACGAUAGUUUCGCCUCCUUCAGAGAGAGCCAUGUUUCAGUCGUUUACCGGGAGCUCUCGCCGCCCAAGGCAGGUGAAUCUCGCCGGCCGCAACGUCAAUCCGUUCGCUUCGUCUUCCGCAUCAGCUCGACAUUCCCCUCACGGCCACGGCGCCCAGAAUACACUUGCUAUUGCCCAGCAGGAACGAUUGAUCAGACAACAGGAAAGAGUGCGGCUUAGCUCGGCUCGCGUUCUGCAAAAGACAUGGCGGGGCUAUCUUAGCAGAAGAGCGACCCGCAACGCAUGGAGAGUGGAAUGGGAUACAAAUGAACAGACAAGAACAGCACGGAGCAUAGGAUUCGAGAAUGGCGGCCUUGAUCAGCUCUCCACGACAGCCGCAUAUGUGUCUUUGGAUCAAUGUCGGCUACAACUUAGACUGCUGUUGCAGUUCUUUGAGCCUUCGAACGAAAGUGAUGCGAUAAGACUUCUUUACUUUUCAAGUGCACUGAAAAAGACUCUCGAAGAGGUUUCCGCCAUGUCAGAUGAAGAAGGGUGGACGUUGCUUUUGGCUCGACUAGCCAAGGCUACACUGCGUCUUGCCCUGAAGCUGACAUCCGCAACCAGAAAUUCUCACCUCCCCGGCGAACUACUUCUUCAGUUGCUCUGCUUCUUGAUUGGACUUAUCCCGAGACAGAUGGCCAAACUCGCCGAGGAGUAUUAUACCGUCAUGGUGGCGCUGACUACCGAUAUCCAAACGCUUUCGAAGAAACUGAACUUCUCGAUCGACCACCUCGUCACUAGCGUACUCGCCCUGUUACAACCAAUCACAGCAGAUACCUCAAAUGCUUAUGAAUGGUUCGCUCGGAAAUACCUAAUCAUACCAGACCUCGAAAGCCAUAUAGGCCAGCUUGAUAUGAUAGCAUCGAAAAUCAACUACAGACUCUUGGCAAGAUCCCUGGACUCUUAUGCACAAGGCAUUCUUGGGAGACAGUUCACAGAUGACGAUGUGGAAUCUCGCCUGUGGCUCUUGGCGUAUUUCAUAUACUUCCGCCGGUCUGCAGUUAGCGGAAGCUCAGCGCAAGAGGCACCAGAACCUGAAUUUGUUAAAGUAGUUUCAAGUCUAAUAAAUUCAGUGGCGUCGUAUGUAUCCAGACGCUUAGAACCAGAUGACCCUUUGGAUGCCGAAGAAGAGCAACGCCAACAAUUACAUCCUUUCGUUGAGAAUCAAAUAAACAGCCUUGUGAAUCAAAGUAGCAUCACGGGCUUGUUGUACAAAGUUCGGCCUAAUGAACCUCAGGUUGGAGCUAGUGGCGAUUCAGAGGAUGCAAAAGCUCUAGCUUCAUAUGCUCUCACACUACUGAGAGUUUUUCCUCGUCGCGGUGAUGAUAUUCGGAUGUGGCUCUAUCUGGGAUCGACUACUUCAGCAGGUCUGUCGACAACUCAGCCCGGCGUUAGAGUACCUGCUAUCAAAUACUUCUGGAAAAUGAGCAACGCGACUGAUCUAUUUGCCAAAAUAAGCCGUGAUUCGACAGAGGUUCUACCAUUGCUGCGACCUUUAUCGGGAGGCGAUACGGCAAGGGGCAUACAGCGCGAGCAGGACUGGACAGUGAUCUUACUAUUUCUGGAAUUAUAUACCUUCUUGUUGAAGGUGAUGGAUGACGAAGAGUUCUUUUCAGGAGACUCAUUAACGACGAUGGAUUCAAAAGUCUCUUGGACAAAGGAGAGCGCACUGCCCUUGAAGGACGUGAAGGACUUGACAGUGUUUCUUAAGAACUUAGGCUUUACUCUGUAUUGGAAUGCGGCGGAUCUCAAUGAGACUCAGAAUGUCGAAAAUACAAGUGGGCUCAAGAGUUAUUUUACCCCUACUGGUCAACAGGAGCCUUUGCCCAGUGUCCGAGACCUGGAGCAAAGAAACAAGGAGAAGGGCUUGCCUGGAGUCACCGGCAUUCCACUGGAUUACUUUAGAGGCUUAGUGACCGGACUCCUAAGGAUGAUACACGAGCGCGAUUCGCGCCGUAAAUUCCUCCCCGAGGGUCAUUGGCUCAUGACCUCGCGCUUUGACAUGGAAGGUUUCAUUUCUGCUGUUGUUGCCGAAGAAGAAAACCGACACCAACUUCAAGAAGACGAAGAGCAUGAUAGCAAUAACUACAUGGAUGAUCUGCCUUAUCAACCACUCGGCUUGAUCGGUACGGGGCGAGCUCAGCAGAUACAGCGAAUGCAAGCUUUCAGACGUCAUCAGCAACAAUCCGCUCGCCGAAAACAGCUGGAAGCACUUGCUCCGAGGCUAGAGAUACUGAGGAAUAUGCCUUUUUUUAUUCCUUUUGCCACGCGAGUUCAGAUAUUUCGAGAAUUUAUCUAUCGAGAUCAAAUGCGGCGGAGGGAAGGGUUUAUUGAGCCCGAUGCCUGGCGCAUGUCGGUCUCUGCUGCCUCCAUGGGUCGCCUCAUAGAUGGAGGAGCUGCUGCGCGAGAUAUUCUGAGUCGCCAUCAUGCUAGCAUACGCCGUGAAAGUGUAUUCGAAGACGCAUUUGAUCAAUUCUACGAGCUCGGAGAAGGUCUCAAGGAACCGAUCCAGAUAAGCUUUAUUGACCAAUUCGGUUCAGUAGAAGCUGGCAUAGAUGGCGGUGGAGUUACCAAAGAAUUUUUGACCAGUAUCACGAAUGAAGCCUUUAUGUCAACGAGUGGUCUUAAUCUCUUCAUUGAGAACGAUCAGAAUUUGCUUUAUCCCAACCCAGCGGCGGUGGAGCAACGCAGAGAAGUCUUGCGCGAAUUGGGUCUUGAUGAAAACAGUCUUCAGUUUUCGGAUGGCGUGCGAGAUCUGCUCAAACGCUAUGAGUUUCUGGGACGUGUCAUAGGAAAAUGUCUGUAUGAAGGCAUUCUAGUGGAUGUUCAUUUUGCGGGCUUUUUCCUGCUCAAAUGGGCUUUGACUGGCGGAUCAACAUCUGCUCGAAGGGAAUCAGCAUAUAGGGCGAAUUUAAAUGACUUGCGGGAUUUGGAUGAGGGACUUUAUCAGGGAUUACUCCAAUUGAAAAACUAUACCGGCGACGUUGAGGACUUUUCUUUGAACUUCACUAUCACUGAUACAAUUCCCAUCCCGGGAUCCAAGUCUCGUAUUGUCACGAAAGAACUGAAACCUGGCGGUGCUAACAUUGCUGUCACUAAUCAAAACCGGCUCGUCUACAUCUCCUACAUCGCUCGUCACAGGCUUCAAAUCCAGCCAGCGCCGCAAACGACAGCCUUUCUCAAGGGACUCGGUGACAUAAUUCAGCCUUCAUGGCUAUCAAUGUUCAAUCAGUCGGAAUUACAGACGCUUGUCGGAGGCGACGCUGGAGAAAUAAACGUUGCCGACCUGAGGCGUAAUACUCUAUACGGUGGCGUAUACACUAUUGGCGAUGAUAACGAAGAACACCCGACUGUUCAAUUGUUCUGGCAAGUAAUGGAGGAAUUGUCCAACGAAGAGCGUCAGAGAGUGCUAAAAUUCGUGACUUCGACUCCACGUGCGCCCUUGCUCGGGUUCAGUCACUUGAAUCCACGCUUCAGCAUUCGAGAUUCCAGUGACGACCAAGAGAGACUGCCCAGCACCAGCACCUGCGUUAACUUAUUGAAGCUCCCUCGAUAUUCCACCGCUCAAAUCCUACGGCAGAAGCUCCUGUAUGCCGUUAACUCUGGUGCUGGAUUUGAUCUAAGUUGA
Messenger RNA from Talaromyces atroroseus, 3750 nucleotides. RefSeq lists its product as hypothetical. The coding region runs from base 1 to 3750 and encodes 1249 amino acids. The record is from RefSeq and is a predicted model, not a curated record. Lineage: Eukaryota; Fungi; Ascomycota; Eurotiomycetes; Eurotiales; Trichocomaceae. Gene Ontology annotation, molecular function: ubiquitin protein ligase activity; protein binding. Gene Ontology annotation, biological process: protein polyubiquitination; ubiquitin-dependent protein catabolic process. The transcript is spliced from 4 exons.